Molecule: messenger RNA, 852 nt
Organism: Phytophthora nicotianae INRA-310
Lineage: Eukaryota; Oomycota; Peronosporomycetes; Peronosporales; Peronosporaceae
Exons: 1
Coding region: 1-852 (283 amino acids)
Biological process (GO): proteolysis
Molecular function (GO): serine-type endopeptidase activity
Source: RefSeq, a predicted model, not a curated record
AUGAAGCUCGUUCGAGUUGGCCUGUUAUCUGCCGCAUUCGCCACAUUCGUGAAUGGUUUCUCUUUUUCCGAGCUUACGCCCGACGAGGAGAGUCGCAUCUACGGCGGCUCGAAUGCAGAGAUUGGCAAGCAUCUGUACAUUGCAAGCCUUCAUUCUAACGGCUCCGACAGUGAGUUGUUUUGUGGUGGCACAUUGAUCGCGCCUCAGUAUAUCCUCACCGCUGGUCAUUGCUUGGAUUGGCCCAUGUACGACGUGUACGUUUCACUCGGAUCGAAACACCGGUCAGGUGGGGGCUCUCAAAAGGCCGAAAUGAUACGUGCUGUGGAGGCUUAUCGCCACCCACUGUACCAAUUGUCGGCUGAUUGGACGACCCUCACGCACGAUGUGGCAUUGCUCACACUUGAGACACCAUCCAAGAUUCAGCCAGCGCGUCUGGCUUCUGCAGAUGGAUCUGACAACAAGCCUGGUAUGAUGGCUACGACCCUCGGCUGGGGUCUGGUGAACAACGAGACUGGCAGCGAGACCCUCCAAACCGUGGAUGUCGAGAUCAUUACGAACAAGAAAUGUGCCAAAAUGUACGCGGACGCUCGCGAAAAUUCGGCUGUGGAUGAUUCGGUUAUCUGCGCCGGUCACGGGAACGAAAAGGACUCCUGUAGUGGCGACUCUGGUGGGCCUCUUCUAGUGAGCAAUGUGGUCGUGGGGGUUGUGAGUGGUGGACCUGAUGAAUGUGGCGUAUUGCCUGGAAUAUACGCUCGCGUAUCCAUCGCGCUGGGGUUUAUUAGCGAUAUUCAAAACGGUGGAUCCACUGGAGAUGUCACGGCUGCUGACCGCUGGAAGAACCGAUGUCAUUGA